UGAUUUAUUGCUUUUGGAAUCCACAGUCAUGGAUGACUCACAUAUGCUUCGAGACCUGCUUUAGAUUUGGGUUUUCCUGGAGACCUUACAACUACGCUGAAGUCGAAUGAAUUGUAGAACAGACCUAUGGUAGAGUUAGAAUUUUGAAGCACAGUCUUGAAGGCACAAGCCUGUAAUCCCAGCUACUUGGGAAGUGGAAGCAAGAAAUUUGCAGAUUCAAGGCCUGCCUGGGCUACAAGGCCAGUGGUGGCAGAGUCAACGUGGAACUAUGUUUCGUGGUGUUCUGGGAAAGGCUUUUCGACUUGCUGGCUAUACCAUUCAGUAUGGGUGUAUAGCUCAUUGUGCUUUUGAAUACGUUGGUGGUGUUGUCAUGUGUUCUGGACCAUCAAUGGAACCCACAAUUCAAAAUUCAGAUAUUGUCUUUGCAGAAAAUCUUAGCCGACAUUUUUAUGCUAUCCAAAGAGGUGACAUUGUAAUUGCAAAAAGCCCAAGUGAUCCAAAAUCAAAUAUUUGUAAAAGAGUAAUUGGUUUGGAAGGAGACAAAAUCCUCACCACCAGUCCAUCAGAUAUCUUUAAAAGCCGUAGUUAUGUGCCAACAGGUCAUGUUUGGUUAGAAGGUGACAACUUAGAGAAUUCUACAGACUCCAGGUACUACGGACCUAUUCCAUAUGGACUAAUACGAGGGCGGAUCUUCUUUAAGAUUUGGCCUUUCAGUGAUUUUGGAUUUCUGCGGGACAGCCCAAAUGGCCACAGGUUUUCUGAUGAUUAGCAAACAUUUAUUUUUUGACUUGAUUAUUGUCUCCUAUUCAAUGAAUUUAUUACUGCAGUUGAAACCAUGACUUUACCAAUAAACUAUUUGCUACUCA
Molecule: messenger RNA, 866 nt
Organism: Peromyscus eremicus (cactus mouse)
Lineage: Eukaryota; Metazoa; Chordata; Mammalia; Rodentia; Cricetidae
Gene: Immp1l
Product: inner mitochondrial membrane peptidase subunit 1
Exons: 7
Coding region: 269-769 (166 amino acids)
Cellular component (GO): mitochondrial inner membrane peptidase complex; membrane
Molecular function (GO): serine-type endopeptidase activity
Source: RefSeq, a predicted model, not a curated record